UUCUGUCCCUCGCCCUUCCUCGUUCCCCGAGCCCCGAGCCCUGUGUCUUUCGCACGCAGAUAGCAAAGACCUGCUGCCGCAGUGGUCGACGACAUGAAAUACGCCUGGCUUGCGCUUUGUUUAGUCUGUGGCUGCUGGGCUGCGCAGGGUUCGAGAGGGAAGGGCGCUGCGGGAACCGAGCUCAUCAUCACGGAGCAGCCUGUAGUAGCGAUCUGGGCACACCCUUCGAACUCAAGCCUACCGGACUGCGGUGGUGACUGCGAUUUUGUGAAGGCCGCCUACGUUAAUUGGCUUGCGAAUGCCGGCGCGAGAUCCCUGCCGAUUCGGUACGACGCAACACCGGAAGAGUUGAGACCGAUCCUGGACCAAGUGAACGGCCUUCUCUUACCCGGAGGGCAUCCGUUGCUACCGGAGGGUGUCAGGUGGGCAUUGAAGUAUGCGAAGGAAUUGAACGACGAUGGCGACUUCUUCCCCGUGUGGGGCACGUGCCUUGGCUGGGAGUGGAUGGCACAGACGUUCGCAGGAGACUACCCGGUUGUGACUGACGAUUUCGAUGCCGAGAACUUUACCCAACCACUUGGUCUCCUGGCCGAUGCCGGAGAAAGUCGAAUGCUGUCCGGAGUGCCAACGAGCCUGCUCGAGAAAGCCAAGGUCAAGCCCUUGGCAACCAACGCUCACCACAAGGGGGUCUCACCGGGCGAUUUGGUGGAGUCUGGCCUGGAUACGAUGUUCAGGGUAAUGGCCAUCAACGCUGACAGACAGGGCGUUCGGACGUACGUGAGCGUUGCGGAGGCGAUAGACUACCCCAUGUACGGGCUGCAGUGGCAUCCCGAAAAGAGCCAGUUCGAUUGGGGCUUGGAUCCAGACGGCACCCCUCAUUACGUCAUUAAUCACAGCAAGGAUGCGGUGGAAUUGUCGCAGGUGUUGGCAACGUUUUUCGCUUCGGAAACCCGCCGCAACGGGCAUUCCUUCACUUCAAUCUCCGACUGGGAGCCUGGAAUGUUUCACAACAGAGAUGUCACCGCCUCUGGACCCAUCAACGGCCAGAUGUACGGCUUCCACCUGUCGGAGAGCGGCAGAACAAAAAGUGCUUUAGCACCUACCAAAGAUCUACGACGUCAAAGACAUUCGCAGCAGUUCGGAAGAGGCGUGAGUAUGGAGGGGGGUAGGGCACAACCGCCCUUGCAGCAGUCGUCUUCAAACCGACAUCGACCAUUGCUGCGGGAAACGUGA
This is a messenger RNA of Ectocarpus siliculosus, 1233 nucleotides long. The record is from the annotation of a GenBank genome assembly. Lineage: Eukaryota; Phaeophyceae; Ectocarpales; Ectocarpaceae.